Messenger RNA from Theobroma cacao (cacao), 618 nucleotides. NCBI's taxonomy places the organism in Eukaryota, Viridiplantae, Streptophyta, Magnoliopsida, Malvales, Malvaceae. The record is from RefSeq and is a predicted model, not a curated record.
AUGGCCUCCAACAAUAUUCUUAGUCAUCAAUUUCCACCAAACUUCAAUGGAGAGAAUUAUGCAAUUUGGUCAGUUAAGAUGGAAGCCUAUCUUCGUGGUUACGAUCUUUGGGAUGUCAUAGAAUCUGGAGGUGAAGUACUUGUCUUGAGAAAGAAUGCAACCCUUGCACAAAUUAAACAACAUAACGAGGAAGUUAUCAAGCGCUACAGAGUGCUGACAUGUAUGCAUGGGGCUAUUUCGGAUGCUGUAUUUACAAGAAUAAUGGGAGCCAAAUCAGCAAAAGAGGCAUGGGACAAACUUAAAGAAGAAUUUCAAGGCUCAGAGAGGACAAAGCAGAUGCAGGUAAUGAAUUUAUUAAGGGAAUUUGAGACUUUAAGAAUGAGGGAUACUGAAAAUGUUAAAGACUACAUUAACAAAAUCAUGCGAGUGGUGAACCAGGUGCGACUGUUGGGAGAGAAUCUUUCUGAAAGUCGUGUAGUCCAAAAAGUUCUUGUGUCUCUAUCAAAAAAAAUUGAAUCUACAAUUACAUCAUUAGAAGGGUCAAAGGACCUCUCAACCUUGACUCUCAUUGAUGUAGUAAAUGCACUCCAAGCCGCAGAGCAAAUGAGAGCAAUGUGA